AUUUUUUUUUUUUUUUCCUUUCUUUUAAAUACAUUCAUCUAUUUUUUUAAAAAAAGAAACAUGGAUAACGCUGUAUUCGAAACACUCUUACGAGUUGCCGAUAGUGAUGGUACGAUUCGUACUGCUGCUGAAAAUAGACUGAAAGAACUUGCUGUUCAACCUGAGUACCCCGUGAGUCUUGCAAGAAUUACUGUUUCUCAGCAAUUCACCAUUGCUCAACGUCAAAUAUCCUUUUAUAUAUAUAUAUAUUGCAAUACGACUAACCAUACACACACACACACACACACACUUAUUGCCCUUAACCCUUUUUUUUUUAUCUUUACUUGGCUGCAGUGACACUCAAGUUAUAUGUAACAAACCACUGGUCCAGCAAAAACGAUGAUAAAUUCAUCGGUCCUGAAGCACCACCCGAGUAAAAUCCGAGUGGUGAGUGCCUACGUUGUAUCCAAGAUUGCACAUGAUGAUUUCCCCGAGGAUUGGCCCAACCUAUUUGAUAUCUUGUUGAGCUAUUUGAAAGCCAACAACAAGGACAGUGUACACGGUGCGAUGCAUGUGCUUUUGGAAAUGGUCAAGAAGGAUAUCAGUAUUCAACAAUUACCUCAAGUUGGACCUGUUUUGAUUCCCGAGAUGUUUCGUAUUUUAACUUCAGACAGUGUUUAUUCAUUUAGUACGAGAGGAAGAGCUGUGAAUAUCUUUACUAGCUGUGUGGAGAUGUUAUCUACGUUACGUGAAGAAGAUCCUACUUUGGCAGACCAGUUCAUUGCUCCCAUCAUUCCUCAAUGGUUAGAAGCCUUUAUUGUGAUUUUGAACCAUCAUGUACAAGGUGACGCUGAAAAGGCGACGGAGGAAUAUGGAUUAAAGAUGAAGGUCGUCAAAUGUAUCUGUACCAUCAGUGCCGAAUUCCCUAAAUACAUCACAACCUCUUUACCUCAAAUCUUUGAACCGAUCUGGAUGGACCUUUAUAACUUACGAGAACGUUAUGUACAAGAAUUCGUCAGCGAUGCAGGUGAAUCCGGUGAGACCUUUCAAGAUUCAGAGGGAAACGAAAUUGGUUUCCAACAUUUAUUGUAUGUCCUCUUUGAUUUCGUAUCUACUGCAUGUACCAAAAAGACCGUGAAGCAUUUGUUUGUGAACCCAGAGGGAGCAGCCACCGGUUUCUUUGAACAGUUAUUGUAUGUCUAUAUUAUCUAUAUGCAAAUCACACAAGAACAAGAGGAAAUGUGGUCUUCCGAUGCCAACCAGUUUGUGGCGGAUGAAGAGGAUGGUACAUUUACGUUUAACGCACGUGUCGCCUCGAUCGAUGUGCUCUUGACCUUACAAGAUGCUUUCCCCGUCCCCUUUUUCAAUGCACUGACGGCCGCCAUCCAAAGUCACAUUGCCGAAUCCAACGAGGCACGUAACGCUGGUAACGGUGACUGGUGGAAAAUCCAAGAAUCCUGCUUAUUGUCCGUGGGUCGACUUUCCGACGAAUUGAUGGAAGCCUUGAACGAUGAAAAGAAACAAGUUCAAUUCGAUCUCAAGAGUUUAUUUGAUCAUGUGGUUCUCGAAGACAUGAAGGCAGCGGAAUUCCCUUUCUUGCAGGGCCGUGCCUUUGUCUUUGCCAGUGAGUUUGCCAAGAUUUUACCUGCUGAAAUGUCUAGCCAGUAUGUGGCUGUGGCUGUUCAUGCUUUACAGGCUCCCACCAGUGGUAUCCCCGUCAAGAUCUCUGCUCUUCGUGCUUUGGACAAUUACUGCAAGUACUUGAGUCCCGAAUAUGUCACUCCUUAUCAAGUGAAUAUCAUGGAAGGUACAUGUCAAUUGAUGCCCAUGGCGACGGAGGAAUCUUUAAUGUUGUUACUUGAAACAUUGGCUUCUGCCAUUAAGAUCAAUCAAGAGGUGACUGCAAAGUACGAGCAUAUCUUGACAAGUGCUAUCUUACAAGUCUGGCAAAAGUAUGCUUCGGAUUCCAUCAUUACCAGUUAUAUCUUGGAUAUCUUUGAGGAACUUGCUAAAAACACCUACUACUAUCCUUCCUUGUGUGCUACCGCCCUUCCUUUUAUCAAUCAAGUCUUUUCCACCACCAAUACCGAUCCCAUUGUUCACGCCUCGGCUGUGGAUUUACUUGGCGCCAUGAUCUUAUACGGACCUUCUCCAUUGCCCAAUGAAUUCACGGACCAAAUGUUCCCAGGAUUAAUGCAAUUAGCAUGGAGUGUUCCCGAUAUUGAUUUACUUCAAAGUGCACAAGAGUGCAUUAAACAGUUUAUUGUGAAGGAUUGUGAACAUGUGAUGCGAUGGCGUGACCCUUCAGGCAAGAGUGGAUUAGACUAUGUGAUUCAUUUCAUUGCCAAACUUCUGGAGCCUACGGGAUCGGAUUCGGAUGCGCUCUUUGUGGGUGAUUUGAUUGUGACCUUGAUUCAAAAAGUGGGACAUGGUAUUUCACCCGUGUUACCUGAUUUAUUAACGGCUGUGUUGCGUCGAUUGAUGAAUACGGAUUACCAGCCCUUUAUUCAAUCUUUGGUGAUGGUAUUUGCUCAUUUGGUGAUCUCUCAACAGGAGACGGUAUUACAGUUCUUGUGUAAUACGCAAAUCGGUGGUAAGAGCGGAUUAGAGAUCUUGAUGACGACCUGGUGUGAGAACUAUGAUAGUUUCUCAGGAUACUAUACGAUGAAGGUGAGCGCGAUUGCGUUAUCCAAGAUUUACUUGUCCAAUGACCCACGUUUGGCGAAUAUCACGGUGAAGGGAGAAAUUAUUGUGAAUCCCAAUGCAGGCAUUGUGACGCGAUCCAGAGCGAAACGUAACCCGGAUCAAUAUACGGCGAUUUCCUUGAACAGUAAGAUCAUCAAAUUGUUGGUGAGUGAUUUAUCCAACGCCUUCUUGACGGAAGGAAACCCCUUGGUGGAGGAUGCUGAAAGUGGAGAUGAAGAGGAAGGUGGUGAUUGGGAGGAUGUGGAAGACAGCGAUUUGUUCUCGAGUCGUAAUAAUAUUAACUUGUUAUCGGAUAUGUUGGGUCAAUUGGAUGAAAAUGAUGAUGAAGAGGAUAACCCGGAUUUGAAGAACGAUCCUAUCUAUCAAACAGAUAUGAAGGCUUAUUUAACUGACUUCUUUAGAAAUUGUCAUGCUCACAACAUUAAUAAUUUUAACGAGAUCUGUCAAAAUCAAUUGAAUAAUGAAGAAGCCAUGACUAUAGAAUGCGUUCUUCGUCAAUAAACAAUAGUAGUUGAAACAAACUAAUUUAUAUUUUUU
This is a messenger RNA of Mucor mucedo, 3222 nucleotides long. RefSeq names its product armadillo-type protein. The transcript is spliced from 4 exons. The coding region runs from base 379 to 3186 and encodes 935 amino acids. Gene Ontology annotation, biological process: protein import into nucleus. The record is from RefSeq and is a predicted model, not a curated record. Gene Ontology annotation, cellular component: cytosol; nuclear envelope. NCBI's taxonomy places the organism in Eukaryota, Fungi, Mucoromycota, Mucoromycetes, Mucorales, Mucoraceae.